UGAACGGAGAAGAAGAAAUGUAAGUUUUGAUAGUCGAUGGGAAUGCUCGAUUAAUAGGAGUGGAGUGAAUAUUAUCAGUAAAAUAAGGCUGAGCGGUGUGAAGCCGCAACAUGUCGGUACAUUUUGAGGAGAGGAGCGGCGUGGUCCCGUGUAAGACCCCCUGGGGCUCCUGGUACCAGACCAUGGAGGAGGUCUUCAUCGAAGUCGACGUGCCCCAAGGAACGUCUGCUAAAGAGGUCAAAUGUCAUUUAGGACCAAGAGACAUCGACCUGCGUGUCAAAGGAAAGGAGAUAUUUAAGGGAAAGUUGUUUGACACAAGCGUGUCCGACGAGGCUACGUGGACGCUUGAGGAUAAAUGUCUCAUUCGUAUUGUUCUAAUGAAGACCAACAGAGAAGCAGGGAACUGCUGGUCCUCCCUGCUGGAGGGGGAGUACUGCGCCAACGCAUGGGUCCAGGACCAGAUGCAAAGAAAACUCACUCUGGAGAGAUUUCAACGAGAGAACCCUGGAUUUGACUUCAGUGGUGCAGAAAUUUCUGGGAAUUUUGCUGGCGGAGGUCCAGAUUUUUCCAACUUAAUGAAGUGACUUUUGCACUCAUCUGGAAACUCAGUCCAAUGAUGUCAUGACCCUCUACCAACAGAGCU
Nematolebias whitei (Rio pearlfish) is the source of this 643-nucleotide messenger RNA. It is a transcript of the gene nudcd2, whose product is annotated as NudC domain containing 2. Gene Ontology annotation, cellular component: cytoplasm. Lineage: Eukaryota; Metazoa; Chordata; Actinopteri; Cyprinodontiformes; Rivulidae. Gene Ontology annotation, biological process: protein folding. The record is from RefSeq and is a predicted model, not a curated record. The coding region runs from base 111 to 584 and encodes 157 amino acids. The transcript has 4 exons.